GGCGCACUUCCGGUGGAGGAUUGACUGGCUGCGUCCUCUCUAGGCAGAGAGUCUUCCUCUAAAAGGGUGGCUUACUCUAUGGUUCCUGCAGAAGCUCUCUGGCUGCAUGGAGAUGCAUCCUUCACUGACCAGAACGCAAGGAGUUCCUCUGACAUGGUGCUGUGAAGACUUGAUAGACCUGCAGUAAGCAACAUUAGGUGCUGAUGCUAAGUGUUGAAACUCCCCACCAUGCAUUGGAUAAGCCUCUUGUUCACAAAGGCUUCGUAUAGGAGGCAGCUUGUGCCAAUACAGUUCUGCAUUCAAAGGAAACUUUCCAGUCAUCUACCAAGCCAGGUGGCUGAAGAUGUGGUAAAUCAGUCAUCGCCACAGCUGAGAGCUGCUGGAGGAAGUGGAAACAUAAUUCUCAAAACCCCCAAGGGCACCAGGGAUUUUAAUCCAAAGCAGAUGGCCAUCCGUGAUAUCUUCACUACCAUAAUCAGCUGCUUCAAGCGCCAUGGAGCCGUGGCAAUAGAACACGCCUGUGUUUGAGCGGAAGGAAAUCUUAUUGGAGAACUACGGGAAGAUUCAAAGCUUGUCUAUGAUCUGAAAGAUCAGGGAGGAGAACUGCUCUCUCUUCGGUAUGACUUGACUGUGCCAUUUGCUCGUUAUUUGGCUAUGAACAAAAUCACCCAUUUUAAGCGUUACCAGAUUGGCAAAGUGUACAGACGUGACAGCCCAACUAUAGCCAGGGGGCGUUACAGAGAGUUCUACCAGUGUGACUUUGACAUUGCUGGCCAGUAUGAUCCCAUGAUUCCUGAUGCAGAGUGUCUGAAGGUCAUGCAUGAGAUCCUAAGCAGCCUACAGAUUGGAGAUUUCCUUAUCAGAGUCAAUCACAGACGUAUUUUGAAUGGGAUCUUUUCAGUAUGUGGUGUUUCUAAAACCAAAUUUGAGAGUGUUUGCUCCACCCUUGACAAAUUGGGCAAGAUGACAUGGGAAGAAGUAAAAAAUGAGAUGGUCAAGGAGAAGGGGAUUUCUCCUGAGACUGUUGAUCAUAUUGGUGAAUAUGUUCAGCUCAAUGGGGGGCUGUGUCUGAUUGAGAAGCUGCUCCAUGAUCCUAAACUGGCUGACAGCAGGCUGGCCAUGGAAGGGCUAGAGGACAUGAAAUUGCUAUUUGAAUACCUUACUCUGUUUGGCAUCAUAGAUAAGAUUUCCUUGGACCUGAGUUUGGCUCGUGGUCUAGACUAUUAUUGUGGAGUGAUCUAUGAGGCAGUCUUGCUGCACCAACAAGAUGGUCGCUUAAAAGAAUCUCUUCGUGUGGGCAGUGUGGCUGCAGGUGGGCGCUAUGAUGGACUUGUAGCAUCAUUUGAUCCAAAGGGACAAAAAGUACCCUGUGUAGGAGUCAGCAUUGGUGUCGAAAGGAUCUUCGCUAUCAUAGAACAAAAUACUGAGGAGAAGAUCCGCACAUCAGAAACUCAAGUGUUAGUGGCAGCUGCUCAGAAGAACUUCCUUACUAGAAGAAUGAAGCUAAUCUCUGAACUAUGGGAUGCUGGCAUCAAGGCAGAGAUGUUUUAUAAGAAAAAUCCUAAACUAUUAAACCAAUUGCAAUAUUGUGAAGAAACAGGAAUUCCACUUGUUGCCAUCACAGGACAACAGGAGCUGGAUGAUGGAGUUGUAAGACUUCGGGAUGUUACUACCAGGAAAGAGAUCAUUGUUCCUAAAGACAAGCUCAUAGAGGAGAUCAAGAGAAGACUAGAGAAAUGAUCCCUUCAUUUCAAUUUUUAAAAAAUAAAAAUUGGCAGCUUCAUGCUGUCCUUAUG
Molecule: messenger RNA, 1796 nt
Organism: Sceloporus undulatus (fence lizard)
Lineage: Eukaryota; Metazoa; Chordata; Lepidosauria; Squamata; Phrynosomatidae
Product: histidine--tRNA ligase, cytoplasmic-like
Biological process (GO): mitochondrial translation; histidyl-tRNA aminoacylation
Cellular component (GO): cytoplasm; mitochondrion
Molecular function (GO): histidine-tRNA ligase activity; identical protein binding; ATP binding
Source: RefSeq, a predicted model, not a curated record